AUGAAACAAUAUUUUCUUAUUAUUAUUAUUGGUAUUACUACUCUUCUUAGCUCAGUUCACUGUGCUCCUGAGGAUAAUUGUACAAAACUAUCAAAUACAGAUUGUCAAACAUGUUUGAGUGAACCUAAAUGUGCUUAUUGCAAUUUUCGAAUUUGGAUUAUUAUUGUUGCUGUUGUUGUUGGUGUUGUUUUACUUGCUAUAAUUAUUGCUGUUUGUUGUGUGUGUCGAAAAUGUAAACAUCAUUCUAUUCGAAAAGAAGAAAGGAGACAACAAACUGAAGAUCAACGAAUCGGAGAACGAAUGGAAGAACGACGAGCUGCAGCUGAAGCUCGGUGA
This is a messenger RNA of Rotaria sp. Silwood2, 336 nucleotides long. The record is from the annotation of a GenBank genome assembly. NCBI's taxonomy places the organism in Eukaryota, Metazoa, Rotifera, Eurotatoria, Philodinida, Philodinidae.